AACACUGAAAAACAAUAAUAAAACAACAACUAGUUAAAAUGGCUUCUCUUUAAACCUCAGCGGAGUCAACAUCACUCUCUAGUCAACUUUAAUGGCGGAUCAGCCCAAAACGACGUCGAAUCGUCCAUGGAUUCUCGAGCUCGUCCCUCUUCUCGUGGUCAUUCUUAUAGUAGCUCACGUCCUCGCUCUGGUUUACUGGGUAUACAGAUUAGCUACAGAGAGACAACCCCAGAGGAGAAAGAAGCACUAGAAUUACUUCAAGAUUAAAAUUACCCAUAUGGCGGUAGGUGCCAUGCUUUCCUUCCUAGCUCAUCACUUUGCCUAGGAUUUCAACAACUGCUUAUUCUGCAUUAUAAGUUAUGGUUUUUUACUGUCAUCUCAUGCCUACUUCUGUUAGUGAAAUGCUGCAUGAAAGCUUGUGAAAAUAUAUCAUUAUAACUCUGUAUUAUCCAUAAAAUUCAUGAUACGUGGUGAUUUCCUGUUAAAAGACAUUAACAGAGAUUCUACUUUUUUGAGCGUGUGGUAAAAGAUAUAGCUUUCCUAGUCUUAUUCCCUUUGUGUAUAUGUCUUAAUGUUAUAUUUUCAUUUGCCAACUCCUCUGACAUUAUUUCUCUUCUUUGCUUCGGCCCCUUGGGCAUAAAAGUUAGUGUGAGACAGUGUGUGAUUUUUAACAUACACCUACAUUCCAUUAUCUCUUUAAUUUUCUCUCUUUAAAUAUUUGUAUUUUAUCACGCGGGUCCUGAUCAUCAUAUUCGUUUUCUUAU
Messenger RNA from Daucus carota subsp. sativus, 764 nucleotides. RefSeq lists its product as uncharacterized. The transcript has 3 exons. NCBI's taxonomy places the organism in Eukaryota, Viridiplantae, Streptophyta, Magnoliopsida, Apiales, Apiaceae. The record is from RefSeq and is a predicted model, not a curated record. Bases 92 to 250 code for a protein of 52 amino acids.